This is a messenger RNA of Gastrolobium bilobum, 992 nucleotides long. RefSeq lists its product as uncharacterized. Bases 51 to 992 code for a protein of 313 amino acids. The transcript is spliced from 9 exons. The record is from RefSeq and is a predicted model, not a curated record. Lineage: Eukaryota; Viridiplantae; Streptophyta; Magnoliopsida; Fabales; Fabaceae.
GGAUUUGCUUCACUUUUCAGUUUAACGUUAACAUACUGGAAUGUUAUGGAAUGGAAUGGAUUGGGUUCCUUCAUUUCUUUCCUUUGUCACCAUUGCUGUUUUGCCUACUAGAGUCUAAAAUGGAAAACGGGGAUCAGUUCCAGGAAAUUUCAAAGGCGAAAUACGAUUGUCUGUUAUUCGAUCUUGAUGAUACCCUUUAUCCUUUGAGCUCUGGAUUGUCAAAGCACGUGAUAAAAAACAUUCAAGAGUACAUGAUUCAAAAGCUUGGAAUACAGGAGGCUAAAGUUCCUGAAUUGUGUCUUUCAUUAUAUGAGACUUACGGAACAACAAUGGCUGGUCUCAAGGCAAUUGGCUAUGACUUUGACUAUGAUGACUUUCAUGGUUUUGUUCAUGGGAGAUUGCCAUAUAAUAUACUAAAACCUGACCCUGUUCUCAGGGGAAUUUUGCUAAGCCUGCCAGUGCGAAAAAUUGUUUAUACAAACUCAGACGAGGCCCAUUCAAAAAGAGUGCUACACAGGCUUGGACUGGAGGAUUGCUUUGAAAGAAUUAUAAGUUUUGAGACUCUGAAUUCCUCUAAUAACUUCGACACUCCCUACAAUAUGGAUGGCAAUGAAUGUAGAACAAGUUCCACAGUAAUUUUUGAUUUUUGUGAGUACAUAAACAGGCCUGAUUCUGAUAUCCUGCUUCCAAGGACCCCGGUUGUUUGCAAACCCUUUCAAGAUGCGUUUGAAAAGGUUUUCAAUAUGGCAGAUAUUGACCCUCAAAGAACAUUGUUCUUUGAUGACAGUGUCCGCAAUUUAAGGACGGGGAAAUCAUUGGGCCUCCACACAGUCUUGGUGGGUACGUCCCUUCGAACUACAGGAGUGGAUCAUGCCUUAGAGAACAUCCAUAAUAUGAAAGAGGCAUUUCCAGAACUGUGGGAAGACGAUGAGAAGCGGGAAAGUGUCAAGUAUUCUAGAAAGGCUGCAAUUGAAACAUCAGUAAUAGCUUGA